This is a messenger RNA of Phycodurus eques (leafy seadragon), 3067 nucleotides long. RefSeq names its product ADP-ribosylation factor-like 6 interacting protein 6 (gene arl6ip6). The record is from RefSeq and is a predicted model, not a curated record. Lineage: Eukaryota; Metazoa; Chordata; Actinopteri; Syngnathiformes; Syngnathidae. Bases 125 to 571 code for a protein of 148 amino acids. The transcript has 5 exons.
GGUCCUCAUUCUGCCGUGGACUAAGAGAGAAGAAGAGUCGCACUUGUUUACGGAAGUGUUGAUAACAAACACGAAAAUUGAUGACAACUUGAAUUAGUUUUUUUGUUUUUUUGCCCAUAUGUAAAUGUCUAGAAUUGAAUGGGACGUUUGUAAAAAGAAAAACAUGGAGCAUAUAUCACACACCGGGGCAGUGCUCGGAGGAAGCUCGGUCAAACGCCUUAAUAAUGGCUUCAAACCGUUGACCGUCAUGGCGCUGUCCGUAGUUGUUUCUGCCGUAGUUGUACUUGCUGUCGGUGCUUUCUACGCACUUUUGGAUCCUAUACUUCAAGAGCUGCGGGCGGGCAGAGUAAAGGAAGAAGAUGGGGCAGAAGUCAGGAUGUUAGGAUUGAGUUGCUGCGUCUUCUCAUGGACACUGACUUACCUCAACUACUACAAACCGGGCCUGGUGCCACCAACACUUCUAACACUACUGUGCAGUGACAAACACGAACGGGAUUUCCUCUUGGAUUACGGCGUCGCUCUCCUUAACGGCACCAUGGCAACGUUUACCGUCAUCUGGAACCUGACCUAACUUUGUCCGACCUUUGUGUCCAACUGUAGCGAUGCCUGUUAAACAAUGUUUUCAACAAUGAACUAUUCAAUUUGAUCUUUGUGAAAUUCUACAUUUUUUAUUGAUGUCAAUAUUGGAAUACCCUGUCAAGUAUUUUGUAACUUUUUUUGUGUUUUUUUUUGUAGAAUGCCUCAGAAGACCAAUACACCGAUAGAUACAUUGGUGUGAAAAAGUGUUUGGCCCCCUUCUUGAUUUCUUCUUUUUGUGCAUGAUUGUCACACCUACGUGUUUUCCAGCAUCAAACACAUUUAACGACAAUACAAGUACACACAAAAUGCAGUUUUAAAAUGUUUUUGUUUAAAAGAAAAUCCAAAGCUACAUGGCACUUUGUGAAAAAGUGAUUGCCCCCUAAACCUAAGCAACAACUGCAGUCAAGGGUUUGCGAUAACUUGUAAUGAGUCUCUUACAGUGCUGUGGAGGAAUUUUGGCCCACUCAUCUUUGCAGAAUUGUUGUAAUUCAGCCAGAUUGGAUGGUUUUUGAGCACAGACUGUCCUUUUUAAGGUCAUGCCACAGCAUCUCAAUAGGAUUCAGGUCAGGACUUUGACUAAGCCACUCCAAAGUCUUGAUUUUGUUUUUCUUCAGCCAUUCAGAAGUGGACUUGGUGUGUUUUGGAUCAUGUCCUGCUGCAGAACCAAAGUUAAUUGCAGCUUGAGGUCACAGAUGGCUGGACAUUCUCCUUCAGCAUUUAUUUUUUUGGGGGGUAGACAGCAGAAUUCAUGGUUCCACUUAUCACAACAUGUUUUCCAGGUGCUCAAGCAGCAAAACAGUCCCAGACAAUCAUACUACCACCACCAUAUUGUACUGUUGGUAUGAUGUUUUUCUGGAAUGCGGUGUUACUUUGACACCAGAUGUAAUGGGACACACACCUUCCAAAAAGUUUUUUACUUUUGUCUUGUCAAACUAGAGUAUAAUGUGGCUCUCACUGUGAUUCGCUGGAGUCCCAAAGCUUGAGUCAUGACUUAAUAACAUUUUCCACACUGAUAGAUCUCAAUGACUUUCUUUCUCAUUUGUUCCUGAAUUUCUGUAGCUCUUAGCAAGAUGUAUAGCUUUUGAGGAUCUGCUUUUGAGGUCGACUCAUCUUUGUCAGGCAGGUCCUAUUUAAGUGAUUUCUUGAUGAAGAACAGGUGUGGCAGUAUCAGGCCUGAGUGUAGAGAAAUUUAACUCAAAUAUGAUAAACCAGUUAUGUUUCAACAGGAGGGGCAAUCACUUUUUCACACAGGGCCAUGGAGGUUUGGAUUUUCUUUCACCCUUAAUAAUAAAAAUUAAAAAUUGCAUUUUGUGUUUACUUAUGUUGUCUUUGACGAUGGGAAACAUUGACGUGUGAUAAACGUGCAAAAACCCUUUCACACCACAGUUGGUAUGUCGGUAGGCAUACUCAUUAAUAAAGAAACAACCAAUGAAAUGAGGACAAAAACGAGAGCAGUAUUGAGAUGGAAUUAAAGUACAUUUAACUGUAACCUUAGCAAGUAAGAUUACAAAAAACAAAAAAACUUUACCUUAUUUCAGAUUUCUGUUCUGAAGCUCAUAAUAGUGACAUGGACACACAGAACCACACACACAAACAUUUCACUACCAAUUCAAUACCAUUUACCAAAUACACAGUAGUAAAUGCUAUAUGAUCUUUGGCUGUGACUUCUAAUUUUAGCCACACAAAACACAUUGUGUUCAUAUUUAAAAAAAAAAAAAGGUGAAGGAGGAGAGCAUGAGAAAGUCCACACACAGUAUUGCUUUCAAAUCUAAGGCCUCAAACUGGUUCAUAUAAAAUUGUAGUGUACUGUAUUUAGCAAUAGCACAUUUUAAUGUAUCAGUGCAGUCAGUUUAAUACUGAAACUUAUGAUUGUGUUUCGUGAGUGAAAGAAGUGCUGAGUCAAAUGUAAACAAGCAAAAAAAAAAAAAAACGGUAGUUUGCUGUGUUGGAUGACCUACAAUAGACUGUCGAAAAAAAGUACGUCCAUAUUACGUGCUGUCUGUGUCUACUGGACUUCUGGACAGGACCUCUUGCUCAGCGUGCCGCCUCAUGGACAGUUUGCAAAGCCCGGCGAAGAGGAACACAGUAGAGAUGACAGCAAAGUAGCCGCCGUAGACGUAAAACUGAUGAAGAAGGCAUCAACUACAUUUGACGUGAAUCCCUGCAAUUCAUGGAGGAUAGAUACCUAGCCCCAGCUGCCACGAAUAGCAAAAAUCCACAAAUAAAUGACAGCCACACUAAUUAUAUUAUAUCAAAUCCUAUAGAGGUCAUGAGAUGGCAGCAAAGCACUAUUUUUGUCAAAAAAAAACAACUCACUUCAACGUAACUCCUUUGGGAAAACUUAAAUGACCCAAAAAACUAUUUUUGGGGCAUAGUUUGACCAUUUUUCAUUGUCGGCAAAUAAAUGCUAAAUUACAAUAUUUGUUUUGGGGUGUUAUGUUGUCAGGAGUUUAUUGAAUAGUGGUCUUAAAUUUUUUCCAGAGCUGUA